UCAGUGCACAUAAGAUGCAGCGAUGCUCAGACCUAAAUGCGUGUCCUAUAGGCUACAUUUUCUCUCAUCCAUAGAACAGUCAUUCGUUGCCAUGCGCUGUGCUGAGGGUAGACUAAGGGAGAUAAGAUGAUAACAGCAGGGUAUACAUCGUUUAACACUUCGAUUCGUGACAUGGCACUUGUUUACUUGUUGCAAAGGGACUUCCAUACGUGCUGGCGCGGGACGAGCUAUUAUGUUGCCAUUCCAAGCAAAGAGAGACAGAAAACAUCGGCAGCAUUGUCUACAAUAGCCCCUUGUAUACCUCGGUACACGCGCUGUGCAGACCAAUGGGCUAUUCAACCAAGGAAGCUUGAGGAUAAAACUAAGAUUCCCUAAAAAAUUGGGGUGCUGACUGUUAGUCUCUGAUUACACCGACACUAAUUCCCAGGCCACCCUUAAGGAAUGAGACCACGUGAUGUAGCGGGGCGGUCGAACUACAAGCCAUUUUGGGGACGGUGUCAGUUUCCACUGAACCAUCAGCAUUGCAUUUUUCAAACAACUGAACUGGGAACAGGCGACGAGGUAUUCGAUCAUACUAAUUGGGCUGGCAUAGUUCGGAAUCUUCGGCAACCCCUUGCGUUUGAGCCGUAGAGGUUUCUGGUCACGAGAAAAAAUCGGAUUUGCGUAACUAAAAUGAGCUCGGUGUAGCUACGCUAAGGCUAUUGCAAUUGACAGCGUCUGCAGCUCUUUCCAAGAUGGCCGCUUGGCUCGCAUUCAUUUUCUGCUGAUCGACUUCUAACUUUCAUUGUCUGUCUACUCCAGUCUCACCGACCCGCAUCAGAGUUUUUGGGUUGUUGCUCUCCAUGACGAUGCAUCGAACAACAAGAAUUAAGAUAACGGAGCUAAAUCCGCAUUUGAUGUGUGUGCUCUGCGGCGGAUAUUUCAUUGAUGCCACCACCAUCGUGGAAUGCUUGCACUCCUUCUGCAAAAUGUGCAUUGUCCGAUAUUUGGAGACCAGCAAAUACUGCCCAAUUUGCGAUGUCCAAGUACACAAAACAAAACCUCUUUUAAAUAUAAGGUCUGAUAAGACUCUUCAAGACAUAGUCUACAAGUUGGUCCCGGGUCUUUUCAAAAAUGAGAUGAAGCGACGGAGGGACUUCUAUGCUGAGCAUCCUUCAGUAGAUGCUGCAAACGGAUCAAAUGAAGACAGAGGAGAAGUGGCGGAUGAGGACAAAAGGAUAAUUACAGACGAUGAGAUAAUCAGCCUCUCCAUCGAGUUCUUUGACCAGAGCAAGAUUGAUAAACAAAGUAAUGGAGAGAAGGAGAAAGCUAAGGAGGAGAUGAAUGACAAGCGGUACUUGCAGUGUCCUGCUGCCAUGACUGUCAUGCAUCUCAGAAAAUUUCUUAGAAGUAAAAUGGAUAUUCCAUGCUCGUUCCAGAUUGAGGUAAUGUACGAAGAUGAGCCUCUGAAAGAUUACUACACAUUAAUGGACAUUGCCUACAUAUACACCUGGAGAAGGAACGGCCCCUUGCCUUUGAAGUACAGAGUCCGGCCCAGCUGCAAGAAGGUGAAGAUUAGCCACCCGCACGAGGGCCAGGGCAGCGCCACCCGCUCGGAGAUGGAGAGUGAUUCGGGGAGCGACAAGGCCAACAGCCCGGCUGGCCUGCCCUCCACCUCCUCCUCCCUGCCCAGCCCCUGCACCCCGGUCCAGUCGCCGCACCCCCACUUCCCGCACAUCUCCAGCGCCGUCAAUGGCACCUCCAUGAACCCCAGUCCCAAACGCCCACCCCUGUUCUGCAACAAAGCACGCAAGGCCUCGCUCAAUGGCUCCUCUGCCUCUUCUGGAUGACUGUCCCCAGCUGCCAACGCCAGGCUCUCCAGCUUCCUUCAUGCCAAUAUAGCUGUAUUGUAGAUGCUUUCAUUUAAAAAAGAAAAAAAAUCAUGGUUAUUAUUGUUGUUAUUGUUCUUAUGUUAUCAUACAUGUGAAAGUGUGUAGUGGAAGUCACAUUUCAAACAGUUGGAAUGAGUAUGAGGGUGCCUGUAUUUUACUAAAUUGUUUUUGGCCAAAGUAAAUCCAACACAUGAAGUAUCAUUUAGAAAGGGGUUUUUGAUAGGGAAUGUUGAGUAAAGUUUUUGAAACUUAACUUUUUGAAAUGCUGUUAUUCCAUUGGAGAGACAGACCCAGACACAAUCUUAAGUGUGGUGUUCUUGUUCCACAACUUUGAGGAUUAACAUUAAGUUUCGGUUUUUGCACAACAAGCCUGAUGCUGAGAAAGGAACCUUAAAAAUAAACACUUUGUGAUAUCACAAAAUUACCAAGAACAUUGUGCUAGGAUUAGAUGUGGGUCUGGCUUAGUUUUGUGGUUGGUUACUCUUCAUCUUUCUUUUCAUAUAAACUUGAACUCAUUUUUUAACUUCAAAUGGCAUCAUUAGAAAAAGGCAAAUAGGCUUGUUUUUUAUACACAAUUACAAUCUCAACCGUUACUUGUGAAUCCUAUAUUCCAUUAUAAAUGACACUGCCUUUGGCGAAAAAUGCAACAAAGAAAAUGAAAUGUGUAGCAUUGCCAUAGUUUCAGUGACACCCCCCUGGUCAUGUACCUGCCCUAAACGAAAAUGAAGAAAUUAAACCGCUUGACGUGAAGAUGCGUUAAUUAGAUUUCACUUGAAUAGGCCACGCCCUCAAUAUCCGUGUUAGUGGCAGUAUUAUGCUCAUAAAGCCUGUUGCGAAAAGCAAGGACGACUAGGAAGAAUACAGUUUUUGCUAUUAGUCUGGUUUUACAAUUUUAAAUAAGCUUUUCAUGCUGUGGUUUUAUUUUGUGAAACGCUCCGUUUUUAAUCAACCACCACCACAGGGCAUGAGACCAAGGUCCGGAUAGAGAAGUGUAUAUAUGACCAUUUACUUUAUUAGCUGAUAUAUAGAGGUGGAAUAAACUAACAUGUCCCAUACGUUUGGUUAUCGCAUAUUCCUCUGUAUAACCUAUACAAGAAGAAUCUUUGUUUCAAGUGUUUUGUGGUGUCUAUUCCACAGUGUUCUAAAUAUCUGUAUUUGGUCGACUGUAUGUAAAACUAUUGUAUUGUUACUGUUGCACAGUAUAAAAACGUCUAUCUAAAUAAACAUUUUACAUUUUUAUUACUUA
Messenger RNA from Conger conger (European conger), 3117 nucleotides. It is a transcript of the gene bmi1b, whose product is annotated as bmi1 polycomb ring finger oncogene 1b. Gene Ontology annotation, molecular function: promoter-specific chromatin binding. NCBI's taxonomy places the organism in Eukaryota, Metazoa, Chordata, Actinopteri, Anguilliformes, Congridae. Gene Ontology annotation, cellular component: PRC1 complex. Gene Ontology annotation, biological process: negative regulation of transcription by RNA polymerase II. Bases 843 to 1829 code for a protein of 328 amino acids. The transcript is spliced from 10 exons. The record is from RefSeq and is a predicted model, not a curated record.